Solanum pennellii is the source of this 1266-nucleotide messenger RNA. RefSeq lists its product as uncharacterized. The transcript is spliced from 5 exons. NCBI's taxonomy places the organism in Eukaryota, Viridiplantae, Streptophyta, Magnoliopsida, Solanales, Solanaceae. The record is from RefSeq and is a predicted model, not a curated record. Bases 1 to 1266 code for a protein of 421 amino acids.
AUGGAUGCACAUGCGAUUUGGAUUAAGAACCUUGAGUUACACGUGGCACAGUUGUCUACUAAUGUGAACCCACGCCAACCGGGCAGUCUUCCUAGCAACACUAUCCAAAAUCCUAUAAUUUAUGGGCAAUAUAUGGCAGUCACAACUCGAGGGGGUAAGCAGACCAUUGAUCUACCUAUGUCAUAUGUAGUAGAAGAUGAUAUGAGAAAAGACGAAGAUGUAGUAGAAGCUAGUGAAGAAUCAGUGAACAACACGGUGAAAGAAGCAGAGUUUUCUAGCAUUGUACCUUUGAUGGAAGGUUUGGAGCAAUUGCCAGGUUAUGUUAAGUUUAUGAAGGAUAUUGUAACAAAGAAGAUAUCGGUGAGUUUUGAGGAUGAUGACAGAAUUCAACAUUGUACUUCUAUUGCUACAAGGUCUAUUGUGCAGAAGAAGGAAGAUCCUGGCGCUUUCGCUAUUCCAUGUACAAUUGGGUUGUUAGGCUUGGAUUACCCAAAGCCCACUAUGAGUCGGUUACUGAUGGUCGAUCGAAUGGUGAAGAGUUCCAUUGGUAUACUCCAUGAUGUGCUUGUGAAAGGGGAGUCAUUUAUAUUUUCUGCCGAUUUUGUGAUUCUUGACUGUGAGGUUGAGAGUGUAUGUGAGGUACAAAUUGAAGACCAACUAGCUGUCGAGACACUAGCGACACUGAUCACGAAUUUUGAUAGUGAUGGUAUUGAAGAGUAUGGGUCUUUGGUGGCUUCUCUUGAACGAAAGGCAUAUCGGUCAAAACUACAGAAAUUGGAGUUGGAUAUGAAGCAUCACGAGUCUGCCCCUGUGAAAACAUCUACUGAGGAGGCCUCAAAUUUAGAGCUUAAGGCUCUACCACAUCAUCUAAGGUAUGUGUUCUUGUGUAAAGAUCACACUUUCUCAAUGAUUAUUGCAGCAGAUUUGAAUGAACAACAAGUUGAGGGUUCAGUGGCGGAAGGUAUAGUGGAGGUCCAUCGCAUCUCGCAGAAGGGGAAAGAGGUUGAUCGAGUUAAAGUGGAAGUGAUAGAGAUGAUUCCUCCACCCAUCUCUGUAAAAGGUGUGAGAAGUUUACUUGGACACGCGGGCUUUUACCAGAGGUUUAAGGAUUUCUCGGAAACUGUACACCCUUUGUGCAAACUGCUCGAGAAGGAACGUAAGUUCUAUUUCGAUGAAUCCUGUCUGCAAGCAUUUGGAGAGUUGAAGAAGAUGUUGGUGUAUGUGCCUAUUUUAUUUCACCGGAUUGGAGUGAGCAAUUUGAGGUAA